AUGGCUGAAGAAACACUUGCCUCGGCAGUCACAGUGCCUGAGCAAGAGACUGCGCGCCAAUCACCGGAAGUUGCCACAAAGCGACGACAGUCGUCAGUAUCAGAAUACGAUAGCAAACGCCGGCGACUUAGCUCCCAAGGCAACAUCUCCCCACAGUCAGAGAGACGGCGCCGAUCUUCCCCACCAGCUGCGGGAGGUGACUCGUCUGAACAAAAAGCUGAAAGGCCACGAGGAGGCCGGGAGGAAGAUCGCAAGCGUGGUCAACGACUGUUUGGUGGGUUGUUGGGUACUCUUUCCCAGAAGCCGAGCAUUGCGGCACAGCGACGCCGCGCCGACAUUGAGAAGAAACAACAAGAGAAACUGAAGACACAAGAUGUGGAAUACGACGAAUUGAGGAAGCGAAGGAAAGAAGAACGUGAAGAGCUCCGCAGGAGGCAAGCGCCGCUGUAUGAGCGGGAAGCGAUGCAAACACGACACUCGAACAUGAUUGCCAUGGCGCAUUUCUUCAAAACCCGGGCAGAGCCCGUCUUGUAUUAUAAACCAUGGCAACCAAGGCCUGGGGAUGAUUCUAUUAUCAGAGAGCAGAUUGAAAAUGCAGAGGCUGUAGUGGCUCGUGAGGUUGCUGAAUUCGAAGCCAAGUACCCACCAGAAGCCUUGGCUCCCAAGAUGCCAACACCCGAAUCGAAAUCAGAACAAGAAGAACCAAUUGGAAAGCAACAACCAGAUAUCCAAUCAGACCAACCAUCGGCUCCGCAGGAAAACCCUACAGAUUCAGAGUCCAAGGUCCAGGCUCAGAGUGCUCUGGACACAGCACGUGUGGAAUCUGAUCAUGGACCUGAUCCUCAAAACGAUCAAAAUCCUGCUGCAAAGGAUCGAAACAUUCAUGAACACCAUGAAUCCCACAACGAUGACGGAGGAGAAGUUGUCGAGGACAACGAGGAUACUGUGAUUUAUUAG
Messenger RNA from Penicillium olsonii, 957 nucleotides. NCBI's taxonomy places the organism in Eukaryota, Fungi, Ascomycota, Eurotiomycetes, Eurotiales, Aspergillaceae. The record is from the annotation of a GenBank genome assembly.